Messenger RNA from Ziziphus jujuba (common jujube), 3869 nucleotides. Its product is annotated as disease resistance protein RUN1-like. Gene Ontology annotation, molecular function: ADP binding; protein binding. The transcript is spliced from 6 exons. Bases 438 to 3629 code for a protein of 1063 amino acids. Lineage: Eukaryota; Viridiplantae; Streptophyta; Magnoliopsida; Rosales; Rhamnaceae. The record is from RefSeq and is a predicted model, not a curated record. Gene Ontology annotation, biological process: defense response; signal transduction.
UUUAUCUUUUUCGCCUUUUCCUGGAAGGCUCCCAUAACAGACUUUAGAUGAAGCAAGUCAAUGCUAAAUAGAAAAAAACAAUUGAAGUUGGAAUGGUAUACCAGGUCCAGAUCCAAGCUUUUUAAUUAGGUGUUAUUUGCAUUAUUCCUAUUUACAUCCUGGCUAGUCAGUCCAAUUGCUUAGCAAAUUUCAUCUCUCUGAUAAUUAGGCCCUUUUGAGUUUGCUUGUCCUCUCUUCCACUUACAAGGAUAGAAGAAUCUUGUUCAACAAUCUCUGCUUCUUCUUCCUCUUCUUGUUGUUCAGUGAAAAGAUCAAAACUUUCAGGUGUUAUUUGCAUUCUUGUUUCUUGGCUAUUUCAGUUACCACGCAAAAUCAUCUCUCUGAUAAUUAGGCCCUUCGAGCUAUAUGUAUCCUUGCCCUCUCUUCCACUUGCAAGAAUGAAAACAUCUUAUUCAUCGGCCUCUGAUUCUUCUUCUUCUUCUUCUAAGCCUCGAAUCGAAUAUGAAGUGUUUUUGAGUUUUAGAGGCGAAGACACCCGCAAGAAGUUUAUAAGUCAUCUCUAUAAAGCUCUUUGUGACAAAGGAAUUCACACCUUCAAAGAUAAUCUACUUCCAAGAGGCCAACCCAUUUCCUCAGAAUUGUUGAAAGCCAUUGAGAGAUCACAAUGUUCGGUCAUCGUUCUCUCUGAAAACUAUGCUUCUUCCUCUUGGUGUUUGGAUGAACUUGUCAAGAUUCUUGAAUGCAUGAGGGACUAUAAACAGAUUGUUCUACCAAUUUUCUACCUUGUAGAUCCAUCUGAUGUGCGGAAGCAAAAAGGAACUAUCGGGGAAGCAUUCAAGAGACAUGAAUCAAGUUACAGCACAGAAAAGGUUCAAAGUUGGAGGGAUGCUUUCACCCAAGUUGCCAAGCUAUCUGAAGAUGCUUUACAUGAUGGCAAGCAUGUGUUCCAUUACAGCACAGAAAAGAUUCAAAGUUGGAGGGAUGCUUUAACCGAAGUCGCAAAUCUAUCUGGAGAUCCUUUACAUGAUGGGGACGAAGCACAAUUUAUUCAAAUGUUCAUUCAAGAGGUAUCAAGACAACUAAAAAAAUCUGAGGAAGAUUUUGAUAUUUCAGAAGACCUUUUUGGCAUGGAUUCACGACUGAAGAAAUUGAAUAAUUUUGUUUGUACUUCAUCAUCAAAUGAUGUCCGCUUUAUUGGAAUUUGUGAGAUGGGUGGUAUAGGGAAGACAACUCUUGCCCGAACUUAUCAUGAAUGGAAGUCUUCUAAAUUUGAUAGCAGCAGUUUUCUUGCAAAUAUUAGAGAAGUUUGUGAAAAGAAAGAAGAUGGCCUUGUGCAUUUGCAAAAUGAUCUGCUUUCUGAUACUCUAAAUGGUUUUCCUAAAGAAAUAAGGGAUGUUGAUGAUGGAAAAAGAAUUAUAAGGAAGAGAUUAUGCCAGAAAAAAGUUCUUAUUAUUCUUGAUGAUGUGAGCGAAUUGGAUCAAUUAGAAGCCUUAGCUGGGAAAGCUAAUUGGUUUGGCUCUGGAAGUAGAAUACUUAUAACAACUAGAGAUGAAAGUUUGCUUACAAGUACAUAUAAAGAGUGUGAAAUAUAUAGACCCGAGCAUUUAAAUUAUAAUGAAGGUCUUCAACUGUUUUCCUGGAAAGCAUUCAAAAGUAUUCAUCCUCCGGAGAAUUACACAGAGCUGUCGAAACAAGUGAUGGAAUAUGCGAAGGGUCUUGCAUUAGCUCUAAAAGUACUAGGUUCCUUUUUAUGUCACAAAAAUAUAAAGGAAUGGAAAGAUGCUUUGCAAAGACUGAAGAAGUAUCCAGAGAAGAAGAUUACUAAAGUACUUCAAAUAACUUUUGACGCUCUUAGUGAAGCAGAGCAAAGUAUUUUUCUAGAUAUUGCAUGUUUCUUCAAUGGAUUUGAUAGAAAUAGAGUUAUUGAAAUUAUGGAUAUCUGUGGUCUCUAUCCAACAAUAGGGAUAAAAAUUCUUGUUGAUAAAUCUCUCCUACAAGAUGAUCCUACUCAUGAAAGGCUUCGGAUGCAUGACUUACUGCAAGAAAUGGGCAUGGAAAUUGUACGAGAAAAAUAUCGCGAUCAACCAGGAAGAUGGAGUAGGUUAUGGAAAUGUGAAGAUUUAUAUCAAGUUUUAAAUAAUAACACAGGCACAGAAGAAGUGGAAGCCAUAGUAUGUCGUUAUGGAAAAAGCAAAUUCCGUUUUGAAGCCUUGUCAAAUAUGAAGAAGCUGAGAUUGCUCAAUAUUUCUUCUCCGUACGGGAACUGUCCUUUACCGUUUGGUGAUUCACCACCAGCAAAUCUUUCUAAUGAGUUACGGAUUCUUCGUUGGGAUCUAUUUCCUUUCACAAGUUUUCCAUCAAGUUUCCAACCAAAUCAACUUGUUGUGCUGAGUUUGAGACGUAGCCAGAUAAAACAACUAUGGAACAAUACUAUCAAGCCUUUAUACAAUUUGAAAUUCAUUGACCUAAGUUUUUCGGAGAAUAUUAGUGAGUUGGAAGACUUCAAGGUGGUUCCAAAUCUAGAGAAAUUGAUUCUUAAGGGCUGUCCUAAACUGGUGAAGAUUGACCAAUCCAUCAAAAGUCUUACGAGGCUUACUUUACUGGACCUGACUGAUUGCCAUCAUCCAGAAAGUCUUCCAACAAGCAUAACUGGUUUGAAAUCUCUUAAAACUCUUCGACUUGGUAGUAAUAAUAUGAGGCCUUAUCUGCGCCGGGAUGUUCUAAGAGAUAGAGAUAGGGCUAUGCUCAGUACCAUUGUUGGCGGAGACUUUAAUUCUUUGAGAACAUUGGAUCUAACUCUUGCCCGUCUUGGGGAUGGAGUAUUUCCUGAAGAUUUUGGUUGCUUAGCUUCUUUAGAAGAGUUAAACCUCUCGUCAAACAAAUUUUCCAGCCUACCUUCCAGUUUGAAUCAACUUUCCAAGCUUAGGAUUCUAGAUUUGAGGCUUUGUGAAAGUCUAAAAUCAGUGGGACCAGAUCUUCCACCUAGCUUAGAAUUGGUAAAUGUUGAUAAAUGUACUUCGCUGGAAACCUUUCUCGAUCCAUCGAAUGACCAAUGCAACUUGAAUUGUUCUGCAACUUGUCGGGAAUGCUUUAACAUGGUAAAGAGGCAAGGCAGCAAAAGGACAGCGUUUGCAUUACUGAAAAGAUACCUUCAGAAUCCACCUAAUCCAAGCAGAGGACUUGAUAUUUUACUUCCUGGAAAUGAGAUUCCACCGUGGUUCACUAAUCGAAGUUCAGGGACAUCGAUAAGUAUCCAACUAGAUCCAAAUUGGUGCAACAGUAAGUGGAGGGGUCUCGCUUUGUCACUGUGCAUUUUUGAGACAGAUUGGAUUGGUAAUUGUUGGUGUGAUGUGAAAAUCGAUGGACGAGACUGGGGACAUGGACUCUUGAAGUCGCCUUUUCGUGGAGGUCCACGGGGACAUCACCUGUGGCUAUCGUAUUUGCCUAGUGAUAUCUACUUCCGUACCGAAUGGCAGAACACUUGCAGUAGAAUUGAGUUUUCGUUUAAAUCCUAUUAUUCUGAUUUUCAAACAAAACGAAUCGAGCUCUUCGGAGAGUGUGGUGCCCGUUUGAUAUAUGAGAAAGACAUAGAAGAUUUGAACAGAACUGCGAACGAGUGGAUUGAAUAAUAAUUUUCUGAUGCAAAAGCCGAAGAAUGGAUUUACUACAUGCUUGACCUUUUGCAAAAUUAUCAAAUUUGUUUGUGUUGUGUAAAUAUUGCAUAUCAGCUAUUGUUAACUAUCAAUACUAUUGCAUUUUGUGUAUCAUUCUUCUUAUUUCUUGUUUUUGUGAAAGAAAUUGUUUUUAUUUUUUCAUUGUAAAUGGAGCAUUCCGCUGGUUCGCUAAUUGACAAAGACAUGUUGGAAACA